Rhincodon typus (whale shark) is the source of this 1374-nucleotide messenger RNA. RefSeq names its product family with sequence similarity 167 member B (gene fam167b). The transcript has 2 exons. Bases 73 to 636 code for a protein of 187 amino acids. The record is from RefSeq and is a predicted model, not a curated record. Lineage: Eukaryota; Metazoa; Chordata; Chondrichthyes; Orectolobiformes; Rhincodontidae.
CUGAGCUGAGCUUCCUGAUUUAGUGUUACCUCCAAGCUCCCAGUGGAAAGUUCCUGGUGCUCGGGCACGGAGAUGGAGCCUCCAGCAGAAGCAGCAGCUGAUCCGGAGCAGGAUGACCAUCUGAGCCGGGUGAAAGCGCUGACAGCAAAGUUAAAGCUGCAGACCCGCAGACCCUCGUUCGCGGAAUGGCAGCAGAAACUGGAGAGCGAGCCGUGGAAAAGUAGCGAGAGCUGGGAGCCCCACUCGGCACCAGCCAGUGACAGUAAUGUGAGCCUGACCCAGGGAUUGUACACAAACAGUGACAUCUCCCUGACCAGCAUCUGUGGCUUCGCCAAUAUCGGAGAAGCUUUAGAUUGGCUGAGGAAAGAGCUGCGAGAGAUGCAGUCGUCAGAUCACCAACUCGCUCGGAAGCUCAUUUGUCUCAGGAGAGAGAUUCACAGACUAAAGGUGGAGCAGAUCUGUCAUCAGCACAAGGAGAUGUUGGAUGAUGUAACAUACGGACUGGAGGAAUGUGAAGAAGAGUCGGACUUGCUCUUGGAUAUUCCGCUGAAAGCUGUUUUCAGUCUCUCCACACCACUCAAACAUAUAGGGGUGACUAAAAUGAACAUUAACUCCAGAAGGUUCUCUCUUUCCUGAUCUAACACAGAGCCAAUUAAUCUUUAGACUACUAAUAAACAAAAGUUUGAUCACACUGUGAGGGAAUUGAGCAUUGCAACACUGCCUGUAGAUUAUUGUUGGAGUCAAUUUUCAACCCCACUCCAAUUAAAAGUCCUGUUACAUGAAUUUGGAUAGUCUCAUGGGUCACAUGCAGUGUGGAACUGAAGGUUGUGCAGUUUGAUGAAGCUAGGAUGAUGAGGGUAAUGUUGAUGGAGCUAUGCAUUGUAUUUGUUUUGUGCUUUGCCUCACUGACGAAUGUUAUUAGUGAUGAGGGUAAUUGUAGCCUAAUUAAAUUCUCAAGGGCCAUCGACAUUAACACAUGGACAAAUAAAGCCCUAAAUCUUGCAGAUUAUUCUGUACAUUAACAUUGAUUAUAAUCUGCUCUGUCAAUAGCAGAGAUAAUUAGAUUUAUCUGUAUUUUUAUUCAUAUUUUUGUUAGAAAUAUGAUCAUGUAAAAUCAAGUACUAGUAAUCCAACUAGGGCACUGCACUGUUAUUGGAAAAUUGAUUUCAGUAUAAUUGGUAAACUUCCAAAAAAUGCCUCAAAGCUAAUAAAAUUAUAUCAUAAAGUGCUUUACAUUUUCAUUCUGCAUGAGACCUAGGGUGAACUGAAGCAUGAUAAGUGCAAGCAAGGUCUACCGGUAUGUUGUUGCUGGUGGGAAACUACAGUUUAUGAAGGUGACAGCCAGGAAUUGAAAGUAAAUCCUGGCAUAUUUUU